This is a messenger RNA of Aureobasidium melanogenum CBS 110374, 2367 nucleotides long. RefSeq lists its product as uncharacterized. The transcript has 9 exons. Gene Ontology annotation, molecular function: protein kinase binding. Lineage: Eukaryota; Fungi; Ascomycota; Dothideomycetes; Dothideales; Saccotheciaceae. Gene Ontology annotation, biological process: signal transduction. Bases 1 to 2367 code for a protein of 788 amino acids. The record is from RefSeq and is a predicted model, not a curated record. Gene Ontology annotation, cellular component: cytoplasm; nucleus; nucleotide-activated protein kinase complex.
AUGGGCCAAUACACAUUCACUUGGAACCACCCUGCCCAAGAAGUCUACGUGACAGGUGACUUCGACAACUGGUCCAAGUCUGUCAAGCUAGACAAGCACGGUGACUCUUUCCGCAAGACCAUCACUCUUCCCGGCGAGGAGAGCAGAAUCCACUACAAGUUCGUUGUCGACGGAAACUGGACCACCGAUUCUACCGCCAAGCAAGAGACAGAUGCCUCGGGCAACGUUAACAAUGUCGUCGAAGCUAGAGAGCUGAGCCCAGAGCCCGAAGACCGUCCUGCCAAUGCAUUCAUCUCUUCAGCACAUCCUCAGUCCACUACCGCCGCUCUUGCUGGUCAAGUACCGCUCGAAAAGGAGAGAAACGUCCCCUCCGAGCAGAAUGAGACGAGCUUACCUCAGGAAACUCCCGGCUUUGAGGACCUGCCCGGCCAAUUCCCAAUUACACCUAUGGCUGACCUCAAUCAGUUCACUGUCAACCCCAUUCCUGCCACCGCUGGUAUUGGCAACCCUAUCAAGCUUCCCGCUGGCGAGCCUGUUCCUCAUCCCAGCACAAUCACCUCCAACACUGUCCAAUCGACCGUCCGUGAUGGCUCUCAGUACGGUGUUAGCGACACUGGUGCUCCCGUCCUUCCUCCGGUUCUCGACUCUCAGAGUGAAGCCGAGGCGAAUGGUGCUUCUAUGUUCAACCUCCCUCCUAUCGGCGGCACCAUGAUUCCUGAGUCCAGUCUGCCUAUGGGUGCUGGCAACGAUCGCCUUCCCAACCUUGAGAACGCUUUCACCUCUUCUGUGGCUCCUCAGAGCACUACCGCUCAGCUCGCCGGACAAGUUCCUCUUGAACCUCGUGGUGCUCUUCCUGAUGUCGUUACCGAGAGCCAGGAGCGCGCUCACGCCGAGCCAGAAGCCUCCGCCUCGCCCGAAGUCGUUCGUGAGAAGGCCGCAUUCGAAGAUGAGCUAAAACACUCUGUUCCUGAGGCCCCUGCCACCUCUGAGUCUGGUCUGCUAGGCACUGGCGAAGGUGGCCUUGCUGCCAAGAUCGCCGCUGGUACUGCCGCUGUUGGCACUGCUGCAGCUGGUCUUGCAUACGCUGCUAGAGACAAGGCCAUCGAUGCCCACGAAAACGCUGGUGCUCCUUUGUCCAACCUCACCAAGGAGCCCACCAUUGACGGUUCUGUUCCCGAGGUCGUCACUGAAAGCCAAGAGCGUGCUCACGCAGACCCUGAGGCUUCCGCUUCCCCCGAGGUCGUCCGCGAGAAGACCGCUAUGGAAGGUGAGCUUCUCUCUGAGGUUCACAAGGCCCCCGCAACCUCAGAGUCUGGCCUGGAGUCUGGCUCCGAGCAGGUCCCUGAAGUCGUACAAGAGAGCCAAGAGAAGGCCCACGUCGAGCCUGAGGCUUCCGCCAACCCCGAAGCUGUGCACGAGAAGCAUGAUAUGGAGAGCGAGCUCCUUUCCCAGGUCAACCAGGCACCUGCUACUUCCGAAUCUGACCUGAACACCACCGAUAAGUCAACAUCAUUGCAGUCCGGUUCUGAGCAGGUUCCUGAGGUCGUUCAUGAGAGUCAGGAAAGAGCACACGUUGGACCUGAAGCUUCCGCUAACGCUGAGGCUGUUCAUGAGAAGUCCGACAUGGAGAAGGAGCUGUUGGCCAACGUCCACAAGGCACCCGCCACUUCCGAAUCUGGCGUUCUUGGCAGCAGUGAACAAGGAGUCACUGGUAGAGCAGCUGCUGGACUGGAUUCCUCAUCGGAUGUUCCUGAGGUCGUCCACGAGAGCCAGGACAGAGCUCACGUCGCUCCCGAGGCUUCGGCUAACUCCGAGGCUGUCCACGAGAAGUCCGACAUGGAAAAGGAGCUUCUGUCUCAAGUUCACAAAGCACCUGCUACAUCUGAGUCUGCCGUUCUCGCUGCUGGCGGCUCUGGUGCUACUGGCGUUACUGCUGUUAGUGGCGUUCCACCUGUCGAUGCUCCCCCUAUAACAUCCGCCAAUGCACGUAGCACUGGCUUGAAUGCUCCUGCCGAGAGUCAAGCUCAAAUUCCUGCUCCUGGCGAGUCUGAGAACCUUGCUGCUACCCUCGCUGCCCCUGCCGAGCCAUCACGCGACGUCUCACCCAUGACUCGUCCUGAUUCAUCUAAGCAGACAGAGCCUCAAGUGACUACCGGCACCGAGACCCACAAUGUACCUGCCACCAGCGGCAGCACACCUACCACUCCUCAGAGAAACGCAACCAAGAGAUCUAGUCAAUUCGGUUCCCUCCGUGGCACACCCAAGAGCGACCGCACUAGCAUCGCCGGAUCAUCCAAGGUGGACGAGGAUGGCAAGCCCAAGAAGAAGGGCUUCCUCGCCAAGCUGAAGGAGAAGUUCAGAGGAUAG